Molecule: messenger RNA, 2091 nt
Organism: Moneuplotes crassus
Lineage: Eukaryota; Ciliophora; Spirotrichea; Euplotida; Euplotidae
Source: the annotation of a GenBank genome assembly
UGUAAUCCUUCCUUUCACCCUUAUAGUCCACUCAGACCUCAACAUUUCACGGUAAAUUCCUUCGUAAUCCUCUCAUAUUCCAAAUUACAGUGAAAAGUUAGCCUUUAAAGGCUAAUUUAGGCCAAAUUAUCCAUCCUGUUUUAUGGGGCUUUAAAGUGGCUUUGGAGGAGCCGUAGAGGGAUUUUGAGGAGAGGAGAGGAAUAAGGGGGUAGGGAGGAUAAGGAGGAGAAGGGGUACUGGGAGGGGGAAAGUGUUGUGUUAGGGGUCUUUGGGGCCUGGAUUGGGUGGUUAUGGGGGUUAGGAGCUGAGUGUUGUGAGAGGUUGUUGUAGAGGUGAAGGAUGAGUGAUAGGAGGUAGUUGAUAGUUUAAAGUUGAAUAGUGAGAGUAAUGACUUUUUUCAUACCUUAUUUAGUAUCUUUCAAGAAAUACCAGCUCUUGGAUAAAGAAAGGGAAGAUAAAUAUUUGCAUCAUAGUUUGUAUUCAUACCAUCAGAGUGAAGUAGGGCUAGCAAGUUUGGCGCAAGCUAUUGAAUUCAGAUGGUUCUCUACUUUUUAUUUUUCAUCUGCGCUCUACAUAUCCUUCUCUUGAACUAUAUCCCUGAUUCAUCAACUCUAUGCCAUCAUCUUUGCUUUGCUGAAUAGCCAGAGCUCUUUAACUUCUUAAGUAUUGUUUUUAUUUCUUUCAUACAAGCUAAGGUUGCCUAUAUACUCUUUAGGCUUUAUUUUGUGUUGGUUAACCGAGACUUUUGAACAAACUAUGCUACUAGGCUCCUUAUUGUAAAAUCUUCAGUGAAGGCAGUACUUACUCUGUUGCAGAUAGCUUUACCUUAGCCAUAUCUUCUAAAAAUUUCCUCUUAAUUUUCUUGGCUAUCUUUGUACCACCUCCACCUGUAUUAUACCUUCUAUUCAACUAUUCUCUCUCCUAACCCCCUUCCUUCAUACCCCCUUCACUUCAACCCUUUCUCCCCCCAAUGUCCUCCUACCUCCAAACCCCCACCUCUCCACUCCUCUCCCCUUCCCAUCCUCCCUUGCCCCUCUACCCCCCUAGGCCACCUCGCCCCACUUGUACUGCCCAAAAGUCCUUCUGACUCCUAGCCGUGAGGUUUAAGCCAAGUGGAUUUUUGAGGCGAAAUUUUUGAUUUUUGAGUGGGGAUUUAGAGGAGAAGUUCAGUGGUGGUGGGAUUUUAAUGGGUUUUGGUAGGGUUGAAAGGAAGAUUGGGGGUGAAACAACCGGUGAUGGGAAGGAAUAGGAAUAGUGUGAGGAGUAGGAAGAGUAAGGUCGCUCUGAGAUCUGUGUGGGUUGAAAGGUCCUCGUCGAGUAUUGGGAGGAAUAAGAUCACGCCCUAGUACUAUUACGCAGUUUUAGUAAUUUUAAAACAGGAGAAGUCAGCAGACUUGGUAAAUUCAAAGAAUUUAAAAUUAAGCCCCUCAGCUAUGUCAUACUGCGCCAAAGGUUUCUUUCAGGCCAAAUUUUAAGGUCCAGCCACCAAAACUGAACAACUUUUACCCUGAUCUACCAAUUACCCAAGAAGCCAACCUGAUCUUUGUAAAGCACCCACUACGAUUAACUAAGAAAAACACUAAAUACAACAAAAGGGAGAUCAAAGAUUAUGUAAGCAUGAAAAAGGAUGUACACAACAAGAUGAAGAGAUCUAAGUCAAUCAACAAGUUACAGAAGCGCAAAAGUAUAGGCAAAAAGUCCUCAAAGAAUACGAAAUCUAAGGCUAUCCAAUUGCUUGACCUCCUUUACUCACAUGAUAAAAAGAACGAAAUACUGUCAACUAUUAAGCCAGAUCCUGAACUAUCUUCUGGUCUUAAGAGACCAAACUCAACAUAUUCGAAUAGCCCGAAGAAAGUUCAAAAUUACCUCCAAUCUUUGGAAUUGAGAAAGGAUCUUAUCAAUUCAGAAUUAUGAGAUACUUCUGGUUCAGUCCAAUCAACGAUCCUUAAUCCAGCUGGGACCUCUUCCUCUCAAGAAAGAGAGAAGGUGGUGUUUCACACAAAGAUAAGGAUCCAGAAGAAGCCUAAGCAGAGCAGGAACUUGAUCUUCUCAAAUCCGUACAUUCGGGAUGCGAUGUCUCUUCCUUCAUAG